UAACUUUGAAUUUAACUCCAGUUCAUUUUUCAUCAUUUCUCAUAACAUUUGUGACGCAUAAAACCAGCAGAAACCAGUGAAUAAUCUGUGGUGGUAACAAUAAUCCAGAUAAUCCAGAUGUUCAGGCAGGAGUAACUGUUGUUGCUCUAACUCCCGCUCUCUCACCCUUUCUCCCCCCUCUUCCAGGAGGUGAAUUAGUCUUGCCUAUUAUAACAGUGGACUCCCUUGAGCCUCCCUCCAUCGCCACCCGUUACCCUGUCAUCCCUCCUCCCCCCACCCUCCUGUCCCCGCUCGAAACCACCAAAGAGUCCCUGAUCCUCCCCCCUCACCCCUCCUGCCCCCCGGACCAGGAGGACUGCGGUGACCCGGUGGAGGUCUCGGCCUUCGGCUCGGGCGAGAUGACGGAAUCGGACGACGAGGACUUUUACAACAACAACAACUCCCCCAUGGUCACUGACAGGACAGUCCUUCCUCCACCUCCCGCCGCCGGUGAAGGUGGAGUCCAGAAGCCCCGCCCCCUGCCUCCUUAUGUUCCCACCACCAACCCUGACCAGCUCCACAUCCCCGCGGGCAAAAUGAACACCCGCGACCAGGUGCUCCUGCCCCCUGCCCCUCCCUCCUCCCGAAACACCCCGGGACUAACUUACCCCCCCAAUUUCCCCCAUGUGCCCACAGCCUACCCCACUGUCUCUGAUGACAAGAACCAGCCCGGUGCCGUGGAGGUGAUCAGGGAGUCCAGUAGCACCACGGGGAUGGUGGUCGGCAUCGUGGCCGCCGCCGCCCUCUGCAUCCUCAUCCUCCUCUACGCCAUGUACAAGUACCGCAACCGGGACGAGGGCUCGUACCCGCCGGACCAGAGCCACGGCUUUGCCAACAGUUCAGCCGUGGAGGGCAACGGCGCCGUGGUCAAGGACAAAAACACGGCCACGGCCUCCGUGGCCAUGUCCAUCACAAAGGGUAAAAAGAACAAAGACAAAGAGUACUAC
This is a messenger RNA of Cynoglossus semilaevis (tongue sole), 986 nucleotides long. Its product is annotated as neurexin-2-beta-like. Lineage: Eukaryota; Metazoa; Chordata; Actinopteri; Pleuronectiformes; Cynoglossidae. The annotation marks the transcript as partial. The transcript has a single exon. The record is from RefSeq and is a predicted model, not a curated record.